Molecule: messenger RNA, 2012 nt
Organism: Anarrhichthys ocellatus (wolf-eel)
Lineage: Eukaryota; Metazoa; Chordata; Actinopteri; Perciformes; Anarhichadidae
Product: 14-3-3 protein zeta
Exons: 6
Coding region: 238-990 (250 amino acids)
Source: RefSeq, a predicted model, not a curated record
CCUAUUUCAGCAGGUUGAGUUGAAUUUUCGCUGCUACUGCCGUUAUUUGCCUUUCUGACCAUCCUCUCAAAUCUGAUCUAUUUGUGGAGCAAAUUUGGACCUCCGUAGCUUCUACAGUCGCUGUGAGGACAUAACGUCCCUUCGCUGCUGCACCCAUUCUUCAAACCCAUACUCCUUCGAUUGCCACACAAUCCCGGAUUUUCCCAAAUUUAUCAGUCCCCCCAAAUAAUAUAAACUAUGGAUAAAACGGAUCUUAUUCAGAGGGCCAAGCUGGCGGAGCAAGCCGAGCGUUACGACGACAUGGCGGAGAGCAUGAAGGAGGUCACGGAGAAGGGAGAAGAGCUGUCAAACGAGGAGAGGAACCUGCUGUCCGUCGCCUACAAGAACGUGGUUGGGGCGAGGCGCUCCGCGUGGAGGGUGUUGUCCAGCAUCGGAGUGAAGGCCGAGGGGUGCGAGAAGAAGCAGCAGAUGGUCAAAGAGUAUCGGGAGAAGGUGGAGAAGGAGCUCCAAGAGAUCUGCGAUAACGUCCUGAAACUGCUAGAUGAGCAUUUGAUUGCAAACUCCAAAAAUCCUGAGAGCAAAGUCUUCUACCUAAAGAUGAAGGGGGACUACUUUAGAUACCUUGCUGAAGUUGCUGCUGGUGAGAAGAAAGAUGACACCAUUAAGAGCUCACAGCAGUCAUACCAGGAAGCGUUUGACAUCAGCAAGACUGAGAUGGACUCCACACAUCCCAUCCGCUUGGGCUUGGCGCUCAACUUCUCUGUCUUCUACUACGAGAUCCUUAACUCUCCACAAAAAGCCUGUGAAUUGGCUAAAGAGGCAUUCGACGAUGCCAUUGCAGAGCUUGACCAGCUCAAUGAGGAGUCCUACAAAGACAGCACUCUCAUCAUGCAACUCCUCAGAGACAACCUGACAUUAUGGACAUCAGACAACACUGCUGAGGAGUGCGAGGGUGGAGAAGGAGGAGAGCAAGGCGAGAAUGAGAAGUAAAAAAAAAAAAGUCCUCGAUGUUGGGGUCCUCUCUAAAAACAACAAAAGGAAGAAAAAAAAAAAAAAAAAAACCUUUUUACACAUCCUUCAUUCCUUUAUUGCUCCACUCAAACAUUCUACCAAUGAAACCCAUUGCUGAAAAGAGUCAUGUAAGAAAAUAAUGAUUUAAAAAUAAAUGAGUACAAUAAAUUCUUUUCACAAUGUUGAUUUGGACAACUGUAGAAAAGAGAAACCCUCUCUUCGUCUGGUUUAGGUUUGUCCUGGCCUUCCCAUUUGUGCAGUUUCAGCUGUAGAGCAGUGAUUGAUAGCUUGACAUGGUAUCGGACCCCCAGCUCAAUUUAGAGGCAAGAAAACUUAAGUCCCACUGUUGGACAACUGGAAGCUCAAAUCCCACCUCUUGAGACAGUUUAAAUAUUUUUCCAAUAAGAAAUAUUAAAAGUAGUUCUCCCCCCCCCCCCAUAUCUUUUUUUGAGUGCGUCUGUCUCUACACAGUUACGUGGUACGGUUACAGCAGCUGAAGUCCAACUUCAAACGGAUGAAAUUUUCACACUGCAGGGAAAGCUUGUGCACUUUACAUGCUGGCAACAAAUACUAUAAUACAGCCAAGUAGUGCCAAUUGGUUAAACCCUCACUUUCUGCCCUGGUUCUGAUGCCACUCUUUCACUGAAGCAUGCCUGUUGUUUGGGGGGGGGGUGAUGGGGCUUGUCUGAUCAAAUGCAGGGACCUUUUCAAUGGGAGGAAGACAAUUCUGUCAUGCAUGUCUCUUGAGAUAUUACACUGGAAUGGGGAACAAAUGCUGUAACACACACAAGUCCAAGUGUCAAGUUUAGUGAUUUUAAAUGCAGGUUUGUACACAUCCUUCAAGUGGGUGGUUUGUUAGUCUGUCCAGUGAUUGUCAUUAGAGAUUUGGACCACUAUUGUUUUGCUAUUCAUUCAAUUGUUGUCCCCAAAAGCCUUGUGGAACUGUUUGAAUCCCUAUGUAUCAGCUAUGUUAACAUGAAUAAAACAUUUUAUAAACCAAG